AAUGAUCCUUACUCAGUACUGCUGCCACAGAGUGCAAAGGUUGUCUUUUCUUUUUCCCCCAAACAUUGUUCUUAAAGGACACGCCCUCUGCUUCCACUCCCCUUAUAGACUCUCUCUUCCUGGAGCACACUCAACCCCGAACACGUGGUGAUGAGCUAUCCAGGUUAUCCUCCUCAGUCGGGCGGCUACCCACCACAAGGUGGCGGCUACCCACCACAAGGUGGCGGCUACCCACCACAAGCGGGCGGCUACCCUCCUCAGGCUGGCGGAUACCCGCCGCAAGCAGGGGGCUAUCCACCCCAAGCCGGCGGCUACCCACCCCAGGCAGGCGGCGGCUACCCACCCCAGGCAGGCGGUGGCUAUCCGCCCCAGGCGGGCGGUUACCCUCCAGCUGGGGGCGGCUAUGCUCCCCAGGGUGGCGGCUACCCUGCCCCAGCUGGAGGUUUCCCACCUCAGGCUGGAGGAUACCAACAGCCUCAGCCAGGAGGAGGCUAUCCAUCCAUGGCAGGAGGUGGUGCUUGGGGGGCGGCACCAGGAGGCUUUGGUGCACCAGGUGGCCCUCCACAGGGAUACCCCGGGGGGGCGGCGCCAGGCCAGCAACCUGUGCCCAACUACCCCAGCGGAGGCGGCGGCUAUGGCGGCGGAGUUCCAUCCAAUCUUCAGGCACCCGCCAUCCCUAAGGGCUACAGGGGCUCUAUUAAGGACUUUCCUGGGGCCGAUCCUCUGAGGGAUGUGGAAGUUCUUCGGAAGGCAAUGAAGGGUUUCGGCACUGACGAAAACGCCAUCAUUGAGCUUCUGGGAAGCCGUAGCAAUAAGCAGAGAGUUCCCAUGGUGGCAGCCUACAAAACAACUUAUGGAAAGGACUUACUCCACGAUUUGAAGUCUGAGCUGACUGGAAACUUUGAGCAUCUGGUUCUGUCCAUGAUGAAGAGCCCGGCCUACUUUGACGCGUCUGAACUCAGAGAGGCAAUCAAGGGUGCCGGGACGGACGAAGCUUGCUUGAUUGAGAUUCUCUCGUCUCGCUCCAAUGCGGAGAUUCGAGAAAUUGUCCAGAUUUACAAAGCAGAGUACGGUAAAAGUCUGGAGGACGCCAUCAACAGCGACACCUCCGGUCAUUUCCGAAGACUCCUGGUUUCUCUCUGUCAGGGCAAUCGUGACGAGAGGGAAAAUGUGGACAUAUCGCUGGCUAAACAAGACGCUCAGAAACUGUACGCCGCGGGGGAGAACAAAGUGGGCACGGACGAGAGUCAGUUCAACGCCAUCUUAUGUGCCCGUAGCAAGCCUCACCUGCGGGCAGUCUUCCAGGAGUACCAGCAGAUGUGCGGGCGUGACAUCGAGAAAAGCAUCUGCAGAGAAAUGUCAGGCAACGUGGAGUCGGGCAUGGUGGCGGUGGUGAAAUGCAUCAAAAACACCCCCGCCUACUUUGCCGAGCGACUGCACAAGGCCAUGCAGGGUGCCGGGACCAAGGACAGGACUCUGGUCCGGAUUAUGGUGUCCCGCUCCGAGAGUGACAUGCUGGACAUCAGGCAGGCGUACGUGAAGACCUACGGGAAGUCGCUGUACACCCACAUCUCCGGCGACACCUCCGGUGACUAUAAGAAGUUGCUGUUGAAGCUGUGCGGUGGUAACGACUAAAAAAAAAGGAAGACCUACUGCAUCACGAGGGCGGGACAUACAGUACAUACUUAAAAUACAACCCGCAGCGACAAAUUUAUAUCGUAUAUAGACGCCUUGUUAUUAUUUAGCCGUGUUUGUCAUAGCUUGCCAAAUAGACCUCAUUGAUCGGCAUCUCAGAAUCAUAGACGUCCGUCCCCGGAAAGCCGUCUGAAAACAGUCAUAAUUUGGCUCAGGUAUACCUCAAGACACCUCCGUGUUUGAAUUGAAUUGAUUCUGGGUGGAUGUUGUGAUGCCUGCUGCCGCCAUCUAGUGGCAGGCUAUGAGUUUCACUCAUCACUUCAAUCUUUUACUUCGUUCAUUAAGCACUCUUGCCAAGUCAGCAGUAGUUUUCUUUUAUAAACGUAUGAUAGAAGUAUUUUUGGGUCGCCAAAACAUUUCAAAUUGUGAUUCAUGUGCUAAAUAUCUGCAAUUAUUACUUAUGCACUAACCUGAACUCCUCGUGCCUGCUAGCCUAUGCAAAGUUAACACCACCGCCUUAUAUGUUUCGCUUUAGAUGACUCAAACUGGUUUUCUGAAAGUUCUGAACCAGUGGACUUCCUUGUUAGGGCCACUUGAGGGCGCUGUCAACACAUUUUGCAACUGAAUGUCUUUUUUCCAUUUGACAAUCGUUUUAAAGCUUGACAUGUAUGAAACACACCAACUAAUAUCAUCGUUGUUAUUUCAAUUAAAAAUACACACACAAUACA
Messenger RNA from Syngnathus typhle (broad-nosed pipefish), 2363 nucleotides. Its product is annotated as annexin A4-like. The record is from RefSeq and is a predicted model, not a curated record. The transcript is spliced from 15 exons. Gene Ontology annotation, cellular component: cytoplasm. Gene Ontology annotation, molecular function: calcium-dependent phospholipid binding; calcium ion binding. The coding region runs from base 151 to 1635 and encodes 494 amino acids. Gene Ontology annotation, biological process: cytokinetic process; phagocytosis. NCBI's taxonomy places the organism in Eukaryota, Metazoa, Chordata, Actinopteri, Syngnathiformes, Syngnathidae.